AUGUCUGUCGGAGUAGCUAUUAUUGGUAGCGGCAUUUUCGUCCGCGAGAAGCAUAUGCCUGCUGUCCAAGCAGCGCCCUCCUUGACGCUGAAGGCGCUGUUCUCCCGCUCUCUCAAAUCGGCAGAAGCACUCGCAUCUGAAGCCCCCAACGUCGAUCUCUAUAGCGAGGAUGCCGGCGAAGGUAAGGGUUACUCUGACCUGCUCGCGCGACCGGACAUCAAGGGCGUGAUCAUUGCGCUCCCAAUUCCAGCCCAGCCGGCUUACAUCAAAGCCGCUCUGAGUGCUGGCAAGCAUGUCCUGUCGGAAAAGCCUAUCGCGAAGGAUGUUGCCGAGGCCCGUGAACUGCUCGAAUGGUACAACAAGAACAUUGACAAGAGCAAAGUCACGUGGGGCGUGGCAGAGAACUUCCGUUUCUUCGAGUCCUACCAGUACGGCGCGGAGAAGGUGAAAGAGCUUGGAAAGGUGGUAGCGUUCAGCCAGAGGAUGCACAUUCUCGUGAAGGAAGGAAGCAAAUAUCACGCGACGUCCUGGCGCAAGAACCCCACCCACCAAGGCGGCUUCCUGCUCGACGGCGGCGUCCACUUCAUCGCCGCCGUCCGCAUGCUGGUCUCCUCGGCCGGCGACGCGACGUCCGUCUCGGCUCUGACGGCGCAGCACAUACCGUACCUGCCGCCCGUCGACACCGUCGACGCCGUCUGGCGGCUCAGCAACGGCGCCUCGGGCACCUUCUCCACGAGCUUCGCUGCGCCUGUCGGCGGCCACGAGUACCGCGUCGUCUGCGAGCGCGGCACCGUGACCACUGGCUUCGGCUCGGCGCCGAUGUCGCCGGCCUUUGUCACCGUCCAGCGCGCGGGCGUUGACGGAGAAGAGCGCAAGGAAUUCCCUGAAUCGACCUUCGGAGUGGGCCCGGAGGUUGCGGCAUGGGGUGAAAAGUUGGAGAAGGGCGGGUUCGACGAGAGACAGGCGCCGGAACAGGCACUGAAGGAUUUGGAGAUCUUGGAGGCCAUGCUGAGGAGUGGAGAGCAAGGGGGAGUCCCAGUAACCCUGCAGUCCUAG
Molecule: messenger RNA, 1056 nt
Organism: Lasiodiplodia theobromae
Lineage: Eukaryota; Fungi; Ascomycota; Dothideomycetes; Botryosphaeriales; Botryosphaeriaceae
Product: Oxidoreductase
Exons: 6
Coding region: 1-1056 (351 amino acids)
Biological process (GO): NADPH regeneration
Cellular component (GO): cytoplasm
Molecular function (GO): nucleotide binding; oxidoreductase activity
Source: RefSeq, a predicted model, not a curated record